Microtus ochrogaster (prairie vole) is the source of this 681-nucleotide messenger RNA. RefSeq names its product CD79b molecule (gene Cd79b). NCBI's taxonomy places the organism in Eukaryota, Metazoa, Chordata, Mammalia, Rodentia, Cricetidae. The record is from RefSeq and is a predicted model, not a curated record. Gene Ontology annotation, cellular component: B cell receptor complex; external side of plasma membrane; membrane. Gene Ontology annotation, biological process: B cell differentiation; B cell receptor signaling pathway. Gene Ontology annotation, molecular function: transmembrane signaling receptor activity.
AUGGCCACACUGGUGCCGUCUUCCAUGCCCUGUCACUGGCUGUUGUUCCUGCUGCUGCUUUUUUCAGGUGAGCCGGUACCAGCGGUGACAAACAGUGACCUGUCACAGAAUCUCCAAGGAAGCUCUUGUUCCGAAAUCAAGCUGUACCCGAGGUACAUAGCCAAAAAGCGGGGCUCCGUGGUGAAGUUUUACUGUUACUCAGACUCCUCCACCGUGACCUGGUUCCGAAAACAAGAGAAAGAGACACCCCAGAAGCUGUCUGAAGAAGAGGGACGCAUCUCAAAGCUCCACAAUGGCUCUGCCUAUGUCCUCACCAUCCAAAACAUCCAGUUUGAGGACAAUGGUAUCUACUUCUGCAAGCAGGAAUGCAGCAGAGACCCAGAGGAUGCUUGGAGCUGUGGCUCAGAACUUAAAGUCCUAGGAUUCAGCACCUUGGAACAGCUGAAGCGGCGGAACACCCUGAAAGAUGGCAUCAUCAUGAUCCAGACCCUCCUAAUCAUUCUCUUCAUCAUCGUACCCAUCUUCUUGCUACUAGACAAGGAUGACAGCAAGGCAGGGAUGGAGGAAGAUCAUACCUACGAGGGCUUGAACAUUGACCAGACAGCCACCUACGAAGACAUAGUGACUCUUCGAACGGGGGAGGUAAAGUGGUCUGUUGGCGAACACCCAGGCCAGGAGUGA